AUGGCGCCUGAAAAUGCUACUGCACGCAUCUUUCUCGCUGCCUGCUUCUUCUUCUUGUCCUACUCCCACCAUGUUACUGCUGCCACCUCGCCGCCUCCAUCCUUCAGCUUCAACUUCUCAAACACCACCAAGGACCAACUAGGAGAUCUCCGGUUCGAGGGAGACGCCGCUCUGAAUGGCAACCUGGUUGACCUCACCUGCAACGAUGAUUCCUUGUUCUGCCUGGGGCGGAUGUCAUACAACCACCCGGUGGCCUUGUACGACAACAACACGGGCGAGGUGGCCAGCUUCGCCACCACCUUCACCUUCGCCAUCAACAUAUUGCCCAACACAACCCAAAGGGGAGACGGUAUGACCUUCUUCCUCUCUGGCUACCCCUCAAGGUUACCGCCAGGCUCGUCCGGUAGCGUCUUUGGCCUGAGGAACUGGACCAAUACUAGCCCCUCCGGAGAAGACCGGUUCGUCGCCAUCGAGUUUGACCCGUUCAACAACGGGCAAUGGGAUUCCAUAUCAAACGACCACAUUGGCAUCGACCUCAAUUCCCUGACCUCAAUUAGCUCAACGAGGUUGCCGAUCUACAGCCUCAACGGCACCAUGACGGCGACCAUCACUUUUGACAACGCCACCCGGAUACUGGAGGCCAUACUGAACUUUGAUUACAAUAGUUCUCUUGCCCCCGCUAGUGUCAAGACACAGCUACCAGCUCAGCUCGAUGCGUUGCUCCCGCCGGUGGUGUCUGUGGGGUUCUCGGCGGGAACCGGUGGAUACUCUGAGCUGCAUCAGAUACACUCCUGGUCCUUCAACUCAACUAUGGCAGCCACGGAUACACCCACAAGAGAUAACGUAUUUCAUCCGAAUCAAGGCAAGGUGUUUGGCAUCAAAGGUCGUCAGGGCCAAAAUUUGGUUAUUGGAGGAUUGGUGAUACUCGUGUUAGCCGUGUUGUUGGCAAUCUGGUCGACCUUUUCAUGGUGUAGGUUGAAACGCAUACGGAACUCCUUUGGCAAGGAUAGUCGGCUUAAACGAUACGAGUACAGCGACCUGUCCAUGGCAACAGACAGAUUCUCCGAAAAGAAGGAGAUCGGAAAGGGUGGCUUUGGCGUGGUCUACAGUGGGAGUCUCAAGAAGAAGGAUGUGGCUGUCAAGAAAAUCCUGAAGGACUCGAGAGGAGAAUUCAAGGACUUCCUUGCCGAGCUUGGUUCCAUUGACGGAACGGGCCACGUGAACUUGGUGAGGCUCGAAGGCUGGUGCUGCAGCGUUAACAAUUACAUGUUUUGGUGCUUGGGAAGGCAGCAUGUCGAGCUCUUUCUUGUGUAUGAACUCGUGCCAAAUGGAACACUACAUCAGCACCUGUAUGAAAAGUCAGAAGUGUUGUCAUGGGAAAUGAGGUUCAAAAUUGUGAAGGGUUUAUGCAACGCCCUUCAUUAUCUCCACCACCAAUGUAGCCAAUACAUAUUGCAUAGAGAUAUCAAACCAGGCAACAUUCUACUCGAUAGUGAAUUCAACGCCAAGCUCGGUGACUUUGGCCUGUCUAGGGUCGCCGAGCACAACAACGUAACAUCAGUGCAAACGGAAGCAGCUGCUGGGACUAUGCGCUACAUGGAUCCACAGAGCAUGACAGAUGGACAGGCCAACUUACGCCGCAGCUCCGAUGUCUACAGCUUUGGAAUCGUCCUGCUAGAGAUAGCACAUGGAAAGUAUAACCCCGGCCUUGUUCGACAUCUGCACAAGAAUCGACCAUAUACAUUCGUGGAGGACGUUGCCGACGAGAAGCUAGCUGGACAAUUUGACAGGGUGCAGAUGGAGCGUGUUAUUAUCCUGGGCCUCCGAUGUUGUGAAGAAGUCGCGAGCAAACGACCUUCACUUGAUGCUGCAGCAAUGCAAUUCCUGGAGAGUGGUGGGGAGUUGCAUGCUGCCACGAUUCAUAAAGAUGAGCCCCGCCCUACUACUCCUCGUGCCUAG
This is a messenger RNA of Lolium rigidum, 1959 nucleotides long. RefSeq names its product L-type lectin-domain containing receptor kinase IX.1-like. The transcript is spliced from 4 exons. Gene Ontology annotation, biological process: protein phosphorylation. Gene Ontology annotation, molecular function: protein kinase activity; carbohydrate binding; ATP binding. Lineage: Eukaryota; Viridiplantae; Streptophyta; Magnoliopsida; Poales; Poaceae. Bases 1 to 1959 code for a protein of 652 amino acids. The record is from RefSeq and is a predicted model, not a curated record. Gene Ontology annotation, cellular component: plasma membrane.